Molecule: messenger RNA, 2351 nt
Organism: Lathyrus oleraceus (garden pea)
Lineage: Eukaryota; Viridiplantae; Streptophyta; Magnoliopsida; Fabales; Fabaceae
Product: putative pentatricopeptide repeat-containing protein At1g12700, mitochondrial
Exons: 2
Coding region: 196-1836 (546 amino acids)
Molecular function (GO): protein binding; mRNA binding; RNA nuclease activity
Source: RefSeq, a predicted model, not a curated record
AAAAUAUCCAUCAUGCAUUACGAAAUUCUCUUUUUUUCCACCUCAAAGAUUAACGAGACUUUCUCAGUCGGAAGUGAAGAACCCGAAGUCUCGCUGUUUGAUUAACAACAUCUUCUACAUUAAAGGGAUCUCUCACCCACUACCAUAAAUGCUGAACUGAGCGCAACACUACAAUUCUCCGUUGUUAAUCGUGAAAUGCGGAGGUUCGUUUCUUACUCCAAAUUUCUCACUUCCUUUCACUCACUCUCUUCGUUUAGGGUUUUCUCUCGCUCUGUACAUCAAUUCAUUCCCAAUAACUCUAAUGUUGAUGAUGCCGUUUUCUCAUUCCAUCGCAUGCUAAAUAUGCGCCCUACUCCAUCCAUAGUUGAAUUUAGCAGGAUUUUAGGUUUCCUUGUUAGGACUAAGAAUCAUUACGCCACUACUAUUUCCCUUUAUCACCAAUUAGAAUUCAACCAAAUUCAACCAUGUAUUGUUACUUUAAACACCAUCAUCAAUUGUUAUUGCCACACAGGUCAAAUGAGGUUUGCUUUUUCUGUAUUUGCUAAGAUUCUCAAAAUUGGUUAUCAGCCUGAUACCAUAACUUUGAAUACUCUUAUCAAGGGUUUGUGUCUUAACGGUAAGGUUCAUGAAGCUCUGCACUUUCAUGACCAUGUCGUUGCACAUGGAUUUCGACUCGACCGGAUUAGUUAUGGUACUUUAAUCAACGGGUUGUGUAAAAUCGGGGAAACAAGAGCCGCCGUGAAAAUGUUGAGACAAAUUGAUGGGAAGUUGGUCAAGGUGGACGUGGUAAUGCACAACAUAAUAAUUGAUAGUUUGUGUAAAGAUAAGUUUGUAAUGGAUGCCUAUGAGUUAUAUUCUGAAAUGAUUGCAAAGAAAAUAUCUCCCGAUGUUGUCACUUUCAAUGCUCUUAUAUAUGGAUUUUGCGUUGUUGGUCAAUUGAGAGAAGCAUUUGGCUUGUUCCAUGAAAUGAUAUCAAAAUUCAUCAAACCAGAUGAUUAUACUUUUAAUAUAUUGGUGGAUGCUCUUUGUAAGGAAGGAAAAGUGAAAGAAGCUAAGAAACUGUUAGCCGUGAUGAUGAAAGAAGGUGUGACACCUGAUGUUGUUACAUAUAAUUCAUUAAUGGAUGGUCAUUUCCUACUUAAUGAAGUGAACAAGGCCAUGAAUAUAUUCUAUACUUUGGCUCAAAGGGGAGUGGCUCUUGAUGUUCAUUCUUAUAGUAUAAUGAUCAAUGGACUAUCUAAGAGUAAAAUGGUGGAUGAGGCCGUCAAUCUCUUCAAAGAAAUGAGUUGCAACAAUAUUAUUCCUAAUUUGAUGACUUACAAUGCCCUUAUUGAUGGUUUGUGCAAAUCAGGGAGAAUCUCCUCUGCUUGGGAGCUUGUUCUUGAGAUGCACGAUAAUGGUCAACCAGCCGAUAUAGUCACUUACAAUUCUAUAAUAUACGCUUUAUGCAAAAACCAUCAUGUUGACAAAGCUAUUGCCCUAGUCAAGAAAAUUAAAGACCAAGGCAUUCAACCAAGUAUGUUCACAUACAAUAUACUUCUAGAUGGAUUAUGCAAAGAAGGACAACUUAAGAAUGCACAAGAUGUUUUUAGGGAUCUUUUGAUUAAGGGUUAUAGUCUAGGUAUCCAAACGUAUAGUAUUAUGAUCAAUGGACUUUCUAGAGAGGGCUUGUUUGAUGAAGCAGAGGCCUUGUUGUCCAAAAUGGAUGACAAUGGUAUCAUUCCUAAUGCUAUAACUUAUGAAACUAUAAUCCGUGCGCUCUUUUAUAAAGAUGAGAAUGCAAAGGCAGAGAAACUUCUUCGCGAAAUGAUUACUAGAGGUCUACUUGAAGAGUAACUCUAGGUUCCUUACGGUCUCUGCAUGAUCUAAAUCAUUAUUUAUUUUCUCGUGGUGGAGAAAAAAAAUCACUUUUGAUUCACUUCUCUCCUGAUUUGGAUGUGAGAUCUUCAUCUUCCAAAUCAUACCCAAAAUCAUCAGGAUGAGGAUCCAGUCAAAGUCUAUUUUCUGGCACUAUAUAUUUCUUUGUACUCAAUUGUACUGCUGCUCCGUGGCAAAUCAAACAAACGACCAACAUCAUUCAAGGAUAUUUGAACUGCAGGAUCAGUUGAAUGAUCAUCAGUAUUUAGUUCUGAUUGAUUAGUAUGCACUAAUGAUGAUGCUGUUGGAUUUGUAUUCAUGUCUCUUUCGAAUUUUGCUUUAUUCGUGCGAUGCAAGAGCUUUUGUCAAUGAUGGUUCACACACACAAGCUUAUCAGAAAUGAUAUACUCUUUGUUUUCUAUUAUUUAUUUGUUUCUUCCAUUAAUUCUAUCACAUUCCAUGAAAUUAUGAAAUCUGUAUUUUACUUCAGAAUA